GGGAGAUCAACAAACAACCUCCAACCAGACAACAUGUGUAUAGACGUAAUCAUGAUAUAACGUUGUCCACGACUUACUCAACCUCUCACCCCCGGUAGAAAUAGACUUGCCCGGUCUGCCGACGAGGUCACUUAACUGUAGAACGCAUUAUAGGGCAGUACGCAUCGGUUGACCGCAGUAUUGAGGCCGUUACACGACAGACUACCCAACACUUCGCGCCAGGGUUUUUUUAAUGUACAUAUUUAUUACAUAUAAACCGAAUGGUUCAAGAUUGUUGGACUUAGGCGUAAAGCUUCAUAACGUGUGAACUACAACAGGAAGGGGGCACGGACAAACGCUCUAUUUACCAGUUUUGUUAACUUUUUUUUGAAAUAUAAAGGAUAAUAUUACUUAUUAGUUCAUACUUCCUGACUGUUUUUGUUUUGUAAUGUUUGAUUUUUGAUUCAAGUGUUUGUUAUGUUAUAUAUUAUUACGAAGAGUGUGGUCAAUGGAUUUACAGAGUGUGCGUUACAGAUCGUAAUCGCCUGACUGUGUUCUAUUUAUAACGCGCGGCGCACGGACACUGGUCAAUCACGGCUAAUAGGCAGGAGCGGGGCCGGUCAGUGGGUUGACCUUAGAUGACCGUUAACUGCUCAUAUCAUAUGUGAUAACUAAAUUAACAGACAGAAAAAAGUGAGACAGGAAAAAACGAAGAAGCAGGUGUAGACUUUAUUACUUUCCCAUGAUUCAAGAGAGGUCCGCCAUAUUUGUUGCUCUUUGUCCAGAUGUAAGACGGACACAAGUAUUGAGAUAUUAAUGUUCAGGCCGGAACGAUGUCACGGCGCAAGCAGGGCAGACCACAGCAACGGAAAACAAUAGAUUCUUUGGAAGAGGACAAAGAUUUAUUGGUCUGUGGAGACUGCCAAACUACAUUUCCCCUGCAUGACAUCCUAAAAUUUAUACGGCACAAAGUCCAUAGAUGCAACAAAGAAAACAUCGAUGCAUUGGACGACGCUGAAUUCGACGAUGAAGGGGCAGAACCGGAGAUGUUGUUGGCCCGAAUUGCUUCGAAACAGCAGAGCAUUUCGGCCCCGAUUAAUCGGAAAGAAGCCCUGGACACACCCUCUCCACUGCCGUCCAAACCAACUACAAAAGAGAUUAACGCGUUGGAAGAAGAAAAUAUAGAAGAUGACGAAAAAACAGAAGAGAAUUUCAAGGAACGAAUUCCGCUGAAACCUAAACAGGUGGACGCUGAAACAAACACAUCGUUAACAGAGCCUUCCAAGGUAGUAUGCGAUACUUGUAAAGCACCAUUUCAUUCUGCCUGGAGUCUGGUACAACAUGCUCAAAAAGAACACGGUAUGAAGAUCUACACAACCCCUUCUCCAGAGAUCUCCACACCAUCACCACGACUCAACCUGGAACACAGAACUCCCCCUUCGUCUGGACCCGAAUCCCCGUUCCCUCAUCCCCCACACAUGUUCCCUCCAUUCCGAAUGCCAAUGGAGAGGCCAAAUCCACACGGAGCUCUGAGUCCUUUUAACCGUCCACCCGGUUUAGAUUUCCUGGAUGUGAAUCCGGACCCGUUUCAGCUUCGACACAGAAUGAUGAUGCAUCAUAACCCUUUUGCGACCACAAGCCCCUUCGAUCGCAGUAGGGCAAUAUCACUUGAAGAUUUUUAUUCUAAAAGACUACAACAAUUAGCAUCAACUACAGGAUCUCCUCCACGCCCGAAUCAAACACCACCCCGACCUCCCUACUCCCCAUCGGCAGCUCCUAGGGAUCCAAGAGAUUUUAGGGACACAUGCAGGGAACCACGAGAAAACAUCCCUCCUCCUCCCCCUCCUCCUCAUCAUCACCACCACCAACCCCCUGUCUCUAGCUCCCAAGAAAUUGCCUCCGAAUCAGGAUCAAAUUUGUCUCCGAGACUAAAAUCUUGUGAAUUUUGCGGCAAGUCUUUUCGGUUCCCUAGCAACCUCAUCGUACAUCGACGAUCCCACACAGGGGAAAAGCCUUUUAAGUGCCCGCUCUGUCCUCACGCCUGCACGCAACAGAGUAAACUGAAGAGGCACAUGAAGACCCACCUCAACAAUAAAUCACCCAUGUCCGCAACAUCGCACGGCUCAAACCCUUCGACUUGUUCCGAUGGUAGCGUAGCGUCCACGAGCAGCACCCCAGACAACAACCGAAUCAUCUUGAAUAAGCUGGGAGAAGCCGGCUACGAAUUCGAUGAUGAGGAUGAAGAAGAUGAAGAUGAACUUGAUGAAGAAGAGGAGGAAAUGGAGGAGGAGAUGGAUGAAAAUGAAAUGGAAGAAGAGAUAAGCUUAGACUUAAAAUAUAAUAUGAAAAAUGGGGAAGCUCACGAUACAGAGAUUAAAAAGUUCGAGAACAAACCAGGGGAUCAGGAAUUAAACGGAGACCAUGAAAGGGAUGUGAAAACUCCACGAUCUCGUUCCAGUACAGGAACUCCCGAGAAAACCAGUUUAUUGAGUGAGGUGAUGGUUCAUUCAGGUCUCAAUAAUAUUCAGACUUACAGCGACGCCUUUCAACAGGCGUUGAAAGAGAACCGAGACCAUCAAGAUAAAAACAAAGACUCCUCGGACAAGGAGAAGGACAAGGAGGCUGAAAAGAUGGACCGAUCUCCGACGGGAUCCGUGGAAAGUCGAAGUAAAGAGAAUAUCAAAGUAGAGGAACAUCGAUCUCCUAUCACACAACUCCCUCAUAGUAACCAUGGGAACCAUGGAAACCAUGGCAACACCUUAUAUAGUAGCCCAGAUUAUAAAUCGGUAAAGAGAGAGCCGAAUGAACCACACCAUAAUAGCAUGGACGCCACAAUAUAUUCUAGGUUCUGGUUUCCGGGCGGUCCGCUCAGAGACUUCUAUCCUAGUUUCGCUCCAUCAUUCGGAGUGAAUCACGAUUUUCGCCGUGAGCCGCACGUUAAUGGCUUUGGCUUGGCAGCACCUCAAGAUAGUGCCUUGAAAUCAGUUGGUUUGCCAAAACCUGGGCCCAGCAUACCAAACACAUCCUCCAACGGUCCGUCACCGAUAUCUAGGAAAAAUUGUCGCAACGAUACUUGUGAAUACUGUGGCAAAAUAUUUCGGAAUUGCAGCAACCUGACUGUUCAUCGCAGAAGUCACACUGGCGAAAAACCGUAUAAAUGCGAACUGUGUAAUUAUGCAUGUGCCCAGUCGAGUAAAUUAACUCGCCACAAACGCACACAUGGUCGAAUGGGAAAGGAUGUGUAUAACUGUAAAUUUUGUCAAAUGCCGUUCUCGGUGGCCAGCACGUUGGAGAAACACAUGCGGAAGUGUGUCGAUAAUCGUCAAGCUCGCUUCCUACACGAAGCAGACACGGACACAAAUAGCACGACUGCUUCUAAUCAUUAAAAUUUGCUCAGUUUUAAAACAAAAAACGUAAAACACAUUAUUCAAUAUUGUUGACUUGUGUCUAAACCAAUU
Molecule: messenger RNA, 3437 nt
Organism: Patella vulgata (common limpet)
Lineage: Eukaryota; Metazoa; Mollusca; Gastropoda; Patellidae
Product: B-cell lymphoma/leukemia 11A
Exons: 3
Coding region: 813-3365 (850 amino acids)
Biological process (GO): regulation of transcription by RNA polymerase II
Cellular component (GO): nucleus
Molecular function (GO): RNA polymerase II cis-regulatory region sequence-specific DNA binding; DNA-binding transcription factor activity
Source: RefSeq, a predicted model, not a curated record